AUGUUAUCCAACUUGAAAAACAAACAUGCAUUAAUUGAACUGGCCCAGAGUUGGGCCAUUUGUAAUGGAUUUAUUCUCAAGAGUCAACGAGGAGCUUCCUUUCAGUCGGAUCCCAUUCCCUUCACUCUCACUCCAACACCAAUUCCGAGAAAAGCAUUUGAUAAAGUGGUUGCCAUUGCUCCUCUUUUGAAUACUCUUGUUGAUCGAAUGAGCAGAGAUUCUGAAUUCAUCAAUCAAUCAUUGACUCAUGUAGCACAAUAUGAUGAUUUUGUCAAACGACUCCUCCAAAUCUACAAUGAAACCAUUCCCAACACUCGUUCCAGCUAUCAAUUAGCCAUCCACCGAUCCGACUACAUGCUUCACGUGGAUGAAAAGAGUGGACAACAAAUUCCUCAACAAGUAGAGCUGAAUACCAUUUCUUCUGCGUUUGGAGCUCUCGGAGCAACCACUCACAAAUUACAUUCCUAUUUGCAAAAGUACAGAACAUGGCUUGCGAGUGAUUAUUAUCCAGAAGCACCUCUUCAGCCAAAUCCAUCCUUGGAGAAUAUUGUGAAUGUCAUGCAAUUGGCUCAUCAGACCUUCUUGAAGAGUCAUUCUCAUCACAAUGAAUCAUCCUCUCAUUCCUCCUUAUUACAAACACCACCACAAUAUUUCAUCUUGUUUGUCGUUCAGGACGGAGAGAGAAAUAUUGGAGAUCAAAAACCCUAUGAACACAUGCUCUUGGAAAAGUAUGGAGUGUUUGUAUUGAGAAGAAGCAUGAAGGAAUUGAUUGGAAAUGUUCAGUUGGUUCAAGAUGAUGCUGCCACACAUCAACCCAUGUUAUUGGUAGAGAAACAACAUUUCGUGAGUGUGGUUUACUUUAGAUCAGGCUACACACCUGACGAUUAUCCAACUGAGGCUGAGUGGGAAGUGAGAAGAAUGCUUGAAGCAUGUUCAGCAAUCAAGUGUCCUUCUGUGGGUGUGCAAUUGGUUGGUACAAAAAAGAUUCAACAAAUCAUGUAUGAAGAUGCUGUUUUGGAAAAGUUUUUGAGUAAGCAAGAGGCUCAAUCUGUGAAGGAGGUAUUUACAGGAAUUUACUCGCUGGAGGACACUCAAUCCAUUGAGUUUAUUAGGGAUGCAUUUGAACAUCCUGACGAUUAUGUUUUAAAGCCACAGAGGGAAGGAGGAGGCAAUCUAGUCUAUGGAGAGACAAUGAAAAAUUAUUUGGAUAUUCUUCUUCAUCAUCCAAAUCAUGAACAAUAUGCAGCUAUCAAGUAUACCUAUAUUUUAAUGAGAAAAAUCAAACCUCAACUCCACCAAAAGGACAUUAUUCGACAGGGACAAGUUUCCAGUGGUGACUGUAUCAGCGAGCUCGGUAUUUAUGGUAUCUUUUUGGGAGAUGGAAAGGAAGAGUUAAAGAACACUCACGCCGGUUAUUUGUUGAGAACUAAAUUGGCGUCUUUCCAAGAUGGAGGAGUGGCAUCAGGUGUUGCUUCAAUGGACUCUAUUUAUCUUUGCGAUUAA
Molecule: messenger RNA, 1503 nt
Organism: Naegleria fowleri
Lineage: Eukaryota; Heterolobosea; Eutetramitea; Acrasida; Naegleriidae
Exons: 2
Coding region: 1-1503 (500 amino acids)
Biological process (GO): glutathione biosynthetic process
Cellular component (GO): cytosol
Molecular function (GO): glutathione synthase activity; glutathione binding; ATP binding
Source: RefSeq, a predicted model, not a curated record